Agrilus planipennis (emerald ash borer) is the source of this 1275-nucleotide messenger RNA. It is a transcript of the gene P5cr, whose product is annotated as pyrroline-5-carboxylate reductase 3. The transcript is spliced from 5 exons. Gene Ontology annotation, biological process: L-proline biosynthetic process. Lineage: Eukaryota; Metazoa; Arthropoda; Insecta; Coleoptera; Buprestidae. The record is from RefSeq and is a predicted model, not a curated record. Gene Ontology annotation, molecular function: pyrroline-5-carboxylate reductase activity. The coding region runs from base 242 to 1159 and encodes 305 amino acids.
AAACACGGUUAGAUUGUACAGGAGACACUUCCUUUUUAAUGAAGUAUACCUAUCAUGUUUAUUUGUUUAAUUAAUCAAUGUUUUUCUCGAAUAUAACAAGUUUUUUACGAUAGAAGCAUUAUAAUGGGUCAAUUUAGUGAUUAGUUUUAUGGUUUUGUGUUAAAUAGGAAGUUUUAAGAAAAUUGAGGUUAAUUGGUGCAAUUUACAAAAAGUGAAUUUUUAGUAAAAUAAGACGAAAAUAAUGUCAUCAGAAAAUUCAGGACCUCUUAGUCAAAAGAUAGGAUUUAUUGGACCAGGAAAUAUGGCCAAGGCUAUCUGUGAAGGAAUGGUUCGACAAGGUUUGGUAGAUUAUUCACAAAUCUAUGUAUCUGGACCUCAUGAGAAAAGUUUGGUGUAUUGGAGAGCACAAGGUGCAAAAACAACCCAUCAAAAUGGGAAACUGGCAGAAGAAGUUGAUGUUAUAUUUUUGUGUGUGAAGCCCCACGUAUUGCCUGAGGCAAUAGCAGAUAUAUACAAAACCAGUUCUCCCUACAGGAUUGUUGGGAAGCUGUUUAUUUCAAUUUUGGCAGGAGUUACAAUAGCAGCACUGGAAAAUACUCUCAUGGGUUUUGAGGGAUCUCGUGUGGUAAGGGUGAUGACAAAUACUCCUCUAAUGGUGGGAGAGGGUUGCACUGCAUAUUGUCCAGGACAGGUAGCGAUUGAUGAGGACAUUGCAUUGGUUCGAAGGAUAUUUGAAGUUUCUGGAGUUUGUAAUUUGGUCCCAGAGUCUAUGUUUGAUGCUAUAUGUGGAAUAGCAGGAAGUGGACCAGCUUUUAUUUACCUCGUUAUUGAAGCUUUAUCUGAUGGUGCAGUGAAGAAUGGCAUUCCACGCGAAAUGGCAACCAAAUUGGCGGCGCAAACUGUCCUGGGGGCCUCCAAAAUGGUUUUAGAAACGGGAAGACACACUGGGACUCUCAAAGACGAAGUGUGUUCUCCUUCAGGAACGACAAUUUCUGGUGUACAUGUGUUAGAACAACACGGGGUUAGGGCUGCAUUUAUGGAUGCAGUGGAAGCUGCAACAUCAAGAUCAGCUGAAUUGAGUAAAACCAAAGAAACGAAGACGAGCGUAUCGAGACACGGAAGCAUAAAAACUCCUAUGAUGAGCAAACCUGUACUAUAAACCAUAAACUUGUAGUAAAAAUGUUCAGUAUGCAUUAAGUUCUUUUGUUAUGGAUUUUAUUUUAUUUUUUAUUGAUUAGAUAAGAAUAAAAAAGCAUGUACUCAAAUUUAAAUAAA